Messenger RNA from Camelina sativa (false flax), 491 nucleotides. Lineage: Eukaryota; Viridiplantae; Streptophyta; Magnoliopsida; Brassicales; Brassicaceae. The record is from RefSeq and is a predicted model, not a curated record.
CUAAAACCCUACUCAAGCAAAAGCUUCUUCAAUCUUCUUCGUAAUUAACCAUGUCGUUUGAAGAGGAGAUAGUGUCAGAUGAUGAGAUGAACAUGAUUGAUGAGGAUGACGCAACUGACUCUGAAGCAGAGUCUCUUUCAGAUUCCGAUACAGAGAACGAGAUAACAGAGAAAUUAGCUGAGCCUACAAAGACUGCAGUAUACAACAGAGCAGGGUUGCUUGAUAAGCUUCAAGAUAUAAGCUGGCCUGAAGAUGUUGAUUGGACUCAUAAGCUUACUAUUGAGAUUGACCAGGAACAAGGUAUAGAUGUGAACGAUGACCUUACGAGGGAGAUGGCGUUUUACAAUCAAGCUCAUCAAGGGACUACACAAGGGUAUGAGAAGUUCCAGGAGAGGGAUAUNUUUACCUUACCGGAACGAAAAAACAAAAAUUACAUGGUUUUGUACUUUUAUAAUGUCCGGUUAAACAAAUCAAUGGAUGACAAAUUUUGA